Messenger RNA from Vitrella brassicaformis, 646 nucleotides. Lineage: Eukaryota; Vitrellaceae. The record is from the annotation of a GenBank genome assembly.
GGAUUUCUCUUUCCCCUGCGAGCUUGGCAACAAAGGCCAAGAAGAAGGGGCGGCUCAGGAUGGCUGACAGGGUGAGUGACACUGGCAGACAGCAAAGCGAAUACCUCCAUCCAUGAAAUUGCGUAUGUGUGUUGUGUGCGCGUGUCAGGAGGACAGCACGCUGCUGCUGGUCAAGUUUUCAACGCACCGUGACUCGCGCACCUACGUCGAGUACAGGGACCUCAAACACGCGCUGGAAGGUGGGCCAGCUGGCAGCAAGCAGCCAGCCACUGUGCAAUUGAUUUGAUUGCCACUGGUCGUGUCUUCGCGUGGUGUGUGCAGGUGUGUGUCAGUUGUACGAGUCUGGCCUGAAGGCUGUCAACCCCAAUAUCCGGAACAUCACCUACGACCUCAAUGACCUAUUCGGUACUUCUGAUGGUGGAUGGCGGACCACCAUAUCUGAUCUGCACGGCUGGCUCUCUUUGCUCUCUUUGCAGGUUACAUCAAUUCAUUGCAGGAGAUCGUGUGUUUCACGCCCACGCUGGACCGGGAGCGGCGGGUGGUGGGCUACAGGCGGCUGGACCGGGCGCAGAUCAAGGACGCCCUCUUCACUCACCUCAAGAGACAGGCUGAGGACAGCUGAGCUGAGCGGCCGCCAUGUAUUGUG